AUGCUCGUCCAUUUCAACAGCAGCAAUGAAAAAUCCCUUGCAGAGUCUACUGGAAGCAUCAAUGCCCGAUUCAAGCUCGCAGGAAAUGAGUACGACUGCACACCAUUCGCCCGAUUCAUCUCCAGACUGGAAAAGGUCAAUGGGGAGUGGAAGAUGUUGAGCUUGGAUGCCAUGUUUGAGAGGGACACCAUUGCACCUGUUCAUCCUAUGAAUUCACCUCCUGCCAGGCUCGACGUGGAGGCUUAUCGGCCCAGUUAUAGGUGUAUUGCCUGGCAAGUAGCAUCUAAGGGUUUCCAGGUCAGUAGAGAUCUACCCGGCACGGAUCGACCGGAAUUGGUGAAGCGGCUCAUAGAUGAAAGUUAUAAGUGGAUUCAGCCGUAG
This is a messenger RNA of Penicillium atrosanguineum, 381 nucleotides long. RefSeq lists its product as uncharacterized. The transcript has a single exon. Bases 1 to 381 code for a protein of 126 amino acids. Lineage: Eukaryota; Fungi; Ascomycota; Eurotiomycetes; Eurotiales; Aspergillaceae. The record is from RefSeq and is a predicted model, not a curated record.